AUGCGAGUUAUACGGUGCAUACAUGAAAUUCAUACUUCUCUUGCUAUUUUCCUGCCUCACCAUGGCAAAGAUAGGAAGGAGACACUCGUCUCUCAUCGGACAUGUCUUUCGUCGUCUCGCACAAUAAGGGUUUUUGAGGAUCACGACGACAGCGAUGAUGACCAGCUUCUAUCAAGAUAUUUUUCUCAACCUCUCCUCUUCACCUUACCAGCACUCUCUAUCAAUGAUGAAACUUCCCAAUCUGUCUGGCUCCAUCGCACCCUCUUUUGGUACACUUUCCCAUUUCAGCUGCUUGACCUCUCCUCAAAAGCUCCUAAUCAUGGAUACAGAGCUGAAAAAACAUUAGGGGCAUCAACUUUCAAAAGGGCUGCUCAGGCCUUGUGUACAAGGCUGAGAUGCCAAAUAGGAAAUAGCAGUACAGCAGAUGAAAUAGUGGAGUCUUUUGCUCAAGGGAUACAGAUUAUUGGAUACAUUCGGCAUAGGAGCAUAGUGAGGCUCAUAGCUCAUUGUCAAGAAGGUCUAGCUUACCUUCAUCAUGAGAAUAGAGAUGUCAAGUGCAAUAACAUACACCCCGACUCCAAAUUCGAGGUAUAUCCGGCAGAUUUUGGUCUUGCAAUGCUAAUGGAUUCACUAAAUUAUCAUCAUGCAAUUGGUUUCUAUGAGUAUAACUACUCCAUGAACCUAACAGAGAAGAGUGAUGUAUCUAGUUAUGGGGAGGUUUUGCUAGAGAUACUAAGUGGUUGCAGUGCUGCUGAAGAUGGCCAAACAGACACCUUUGAACCAGCUUGCAUGUGUCCCAAUGCACUAAGCACCCUAAGAACUGUGAUUCUUGGUGCAGUAUCUAAGGAGAGUAGCAUCGCUGAGUCAUGA
This is a messenger RNA of Sphenostylis stenocarpa, 870 nucleotides long. The record is from the annotation of a GenBank genome assembly. NCBI's taxonomy places the organism in Eukaryota, Viridiplantae, Streptophyta, Magnoliopsida, Fabales, Fabaceae.